AUGAGUACCGUCACUCUAAGAUGGAUUGGCGAUUUAGAUCAAGACAAACGUGAACAAGCUGGGUGUGUCAGUUCUUCAAGCGACCAAUAUCGUCCUAAAAAGAUAGAAUUGAAGCCUGGCCAAAAGGAAAUCCGCAUUGGACGUAUUAACACGAAAAUCCCCCCUGACUACCCAAUUGAAAGCUGCAUUAACAGCCGAAUGAUAUCACGAAAUCAUGCAACUAUAGAACGCUCGGCGAAAGGGGGUUCAAUUCUCUAUGAUCAUAGUAUGAAUGGAACGUACGUCAACUAUACAAGAGUUAUGGGUGGAGUAACUCUAAAACAUGGAGACAUUGUGUGUUUUGGGCAUUUAAAUGGCGCAAACCUUAAGCCUGGGGAGCCAGUAGCUCUCUUUUAUUCCGACUUGAAGUAUCGAGUGGAGCUAAGUGAUUCCCCAACUAAGGAAAAUGUUGUAACUGGAACAGCCAAAAAACGCAAGUCUUAUCCUGCUCAGCCAGGUUCAACAGUGUCCUCUACUCAACGUUCUGAUGGGGAAGAUGAUUCUAUUGGGUCUAGUGAUGAGUCCACGGAUGCCAAACGACCUAGAAGUAAUACAACUUCAAGUGCACAACGCACUGCUAACCGUCAAAAAUUCAAGAAGCCUGCUAGUUCAAAUCGUCAUAAGGUAGAUGAAGAGGAUGAUGAAGAUAGCAAUGAAGAUCCCGAUGAUAGUUCAAGCAACAAACGAUUAAGUUCUGCAGGUUCCAAAACUAUCAAAAAACGUUCAAACGGUACGGACAAAAUCAAAAAGUCUCAUUCUAAUUCUGUUUCACGCAAGUCCAGUGGAACAAAACCCGGUCAUACACAUAAUAAAGAAAAACGCCGUUCUGGGAAAUCCAGCAAAUCUGGAGGCUUCGAUGCGGAAGAUGAUGCUGGUGGAGGUGAUAUGUUUCAUUAUGACAGUGAAGAGUGUUCAGCUAGACCAUGCAAGCAGCCUCAAGAUAUAGCAAUAGAUUGGAUUCAGUGUGAUCGUUGUACUCUAUGGUAUCAUCAAGAUGUUAUAGAAUCUUAUUUAGAGUUGAAAUUACACUCACUUCGUUCAUCCGAUCCGAAGUCAGUAAAUCCCCAUACUGUGACAAAAGUGCCACCACCUCAUGAUCGUGUGAAUUUAUCCAAUAAUAUAUCCAAAUCAAAUGUUGUUUCCACACCUUUACCUUCUUCAAUUUUCUAUGAACCUUGGCAUUCUAUGUGGAAAUUUAUUAGAAUGAAUCCAAUCUAUGGAAUAGGCGGCAAAACUUUACCACCGAAAUGUAUAUUAUUUAUGGAUCCUAAGUAUAUCCCACCUAUUCAUUCACUCUCAAAGAUUGAUAAUGCAAAUCUACCCUCUUCUACUGCUUUGGAUUUCUGUUACGAAGCUCUGCUGUUUAUGACACAGGCUUAUGAGACUGUUGUACGAGUAACUUUAUUUAAAGACUCAAAAACAGAAAAUGGCGAGUUUAUGUGUAAUUGUGAUCCGUACUUGAAUUUACCGUGUCAUUUUGGUAUUACUGAAUUGACAUCAAUGGAGGACUUUGUAAAACAACAUAUUUGGUCAUCCAUAUGCAAACAGUUUUCAGCUGAUGAAUGAAUUUCUUUGUAAUAUAUCUGGUGUGAGAGACUCCGUACUGUUUUUCAAAUGAUUCUUUUGUACAAAUCACCUAUACUUUAUUCUGUUUUGGUUGAGAUAAUUGACUUGAGUGUUAAUAGUCUUUUAACAAGUAAACGAGUACUUCACAUCUGAAUUGUGAACUUUACUGCUAUCCAACGAACGAUCAUACUUAUAACAGCUAGAAAAUAAAAAAGGUCGUAAUUCAGGUUCUUGAAGUAUCCUCAAUAUCGGAAGCAAAUAGGAAGUCUGAGGGUUAUUUUUCUGACGUAGAUUAGUCUACUAUUUUGGUUUUAU
This is a messenger RNA of Schistosoma rodhaini, 1920 nucleotides long. The record is from the annotation of a GenBank genome assembly. Lineage: Eukaryota; Metazoa; Platyhelminthes; Trematoda; Strigeidida; Schistosomatidae.